This is a messenger RNA of Staurois parvus, 1202 nucleotides long. NCBI's taxonomy places the organism in Eukaryota, Metazoa, Chordata, Amphibia, Anura, Ranidae. The record is from the annotation of a GenBank genome assembly.
AUGGGAAGUUACAGCAGCGUCCAUUUCUGUGGGAUACCAAAGGGGAAAGGACCCCAUGCAGUGGGCUGUACGGACCUGAUGAGUGAUCACACCAUUCAGGGCACUUUUCUUCGACUGUUCUACCCUUGUGUGGAUAGCGAUGAAUAUGAAGAGGCUCUAUGGAUUCCCCGUAAAGAGUAUUACUUAGGACUCGCAGACACUCUGAAGCUGAACAGGACUCUAAUUGAUUUUGUUUUUAGCUAUUACUUUGGUUCUGUGAAAUGUCCGGCAAAGCUGAACGCACCAUUCAAACCAGGAGAAAGAUACCCCCUGGUCAUAUUCUCCCAUGGGCUUGGAGCUUUCAGAACGUUGUAUUCAGCUAUCUGUAUCGGCUUGGCAUCGCAGGGCUUUAUAGUUGCCGCAGUUGAACAUAGAGAUGAAUCUGCAUCUGCAACAUUUUAUUUUCGGGAGAGGUCCUCUACUGACGCUUGUGAGGAGGAGUGUGACACUCUGGAGGAGGUGUGGAUUUAUAACAAGACUCCGAAACCAGGCUCAGAUGAAUUCCCACUCCGAUUUGAGCAGGUACAGAAGAGGGUGGAUGAAUGCAUCCGGGCUCUGGACCUUGUGCUGGAUAUCAAUGCUGGAAAAUCAGUAACCAACACAUUACCAUCCAAUUUUGACUGGCUACUGUUAAAGGACUCUAUUGAUGUACAGAGAGUGGCAGCAGUGGGACACUCCUUUGGGGCAGCUACAGCAAUCAAAGCACUUGGGAGGGAUUCACGAUUUAGAUGUGGUGUAGCUCUGGAUUCCUGGAUGUUCUCUCUCAGAGACGAAAUCACUUCACAACAAUCCACCAGCCAGUUUUAUUUGUCAACUCAGAGAAGUUCCAGUGGGUGGAAAAUGUCAUGAUUAUGAAGAAGAUGGAUUCCUCCAGCGUGGAGAGGAAGAUGAUUACCAUCAAGGGCAGUGUACAUCAGAGCUUUCCUGACUUCACAUUCCUCACUGGUUACCUGAUAGGGAAAAUAUUCAAGUUAAAGGGAGAAAUUGAUCCAUAUGUGGGGAUGGACAUUAUUAUCAAUGUAACUUUAGCUUUCCUACAGCGACACCUUGGUCUCCAGAAGGACUUCAAUCAGUGGGAUCAUCUCAUUGAAGGUGAAGGAGAAUUUGUCAUCCCAGGAACAAAUCUUGAUCUACCUCCAGUACAGUCUAAGAGCUCCAAAUGA